Messenger RNA from Gastrolobium bilobum, 1640 nucleotides. Its product is annotated as calmodulin-binding protein 60 B-like. Lineage: Eukaryota; Viridiplantae; Streptophyta; Magnoliopsida; Fabales; Fabaceae. The coding region runs from base 1 to 1551 and encodes 516 amino acids. Gene Ontology annotation, molecular function: DNA-binding transcription factor activity; sequence-specific DNA binding; calmodulin binding. Gene Ontology annotation, biological process: regulation of salicylic acid biosynthetic process. The record is from RefSeq and is a predicted model, not a curated record. The transcript has 6 exons. Gene Ontology annotation, cellular component: nucleus.
AUGCCAUCCUCAAUGUUCCCCAGAGGAAGGGUUAAUCAUGCUGGCAUAUCUGGAGCCAAACCCUUUCAGUUGCGUUUUCCUAAAAAGUUGCCUGAUACAAUUUUUACCAUGUCUAAAAUAUUAGCAGAGGACAAAUCACCUCUUCAUAUUGUUCUAUUUGAUGUUAGAUCUCAGUCUGUAGUCAAUGAUGGUCCCCUCUCCUCAAAAAAGAUAGAGAUCUGUGCUCUCAAUGGUGAGUUUGGAUCCAAUGGCAGUGAGGAUUUGAAUGAAGGGGAAUUCAAUGCCAAUAUCUUACGUGAAAGAGAUGGUAAAGGGCCACUAUUGAUUGGAGAGAGGUUUAUUACUUUAAAAAAUGGAGUUGGUUGCAUUACUAAAAUCAUCUUCACUGAUAACUCGAGAUGGCUAAGAAGCAGAAAGUUCAGGCUAGGAGCCAAAGUUGUGCAACCAACUUCCAGUGGAGAAAACAUUAAGGAAGGUAGAAGUGAACCUUUUGUGGUCAAAGACAACAGAGGAGAGCCUAACAAGAAGCACCACCCUCCAUCCUUGAAUGAUGAUAUCUGGCGUUUGGAGAAAAUUGCUAAAGAAGGAAAAAUCCACCAGCGGCUCUCUCUCCAUGGAAUUCACACUGUUAAGGAUCUCUUGCAGUUAUACAUAACCAACGCAUCUUCGUUAUAUGAGAAAUUUGGCAACAUUCAGAAGAAGUCAUGGUUAGCAAUUACUGAACAUGCCAAGGCCUGUGUGAUAGAUGAUUACAAGCUCUACGGCUAUCACACAGCAGAACAACCAAUAGGCCUGCUAUUCAAUUGCAUCUACGUCGUUGUGGGAGUGACAUUUGAUGGACAAGAUUAUUAUUCACCAGAUGCUCUCACCCCCAGCGAGAAUCAUUUGGUAGAAAUAGUGAAGCAGCAUGCUUACAAAAAUGUCAAUAACUUGAAAUCAAUUGAUGAAACUUUCCUGAACUGCUUAAACCUAGCGGCAUUUCUAAAAGCAAGGCAGUCUGACGCUCCAGACCAAGAUGUGCAACAGAUUAAUAUCUCAACAGCACAAGUUGCAUAUAAUGGCCAACAACAAACAUGGACAGGUCAUACUCCACCAAUUAUCUCUGCUUCAAAUAUUGAUGAAGGAAUGCAUAAUUACCAAAUCUGCGCUGAUCCACUGCCAGACAAAAGAGAAGUGCCACCAAACAGUCAGGUGGAGGAUGAAUUUUCCUCUGGAAUGUACACUGAAGGGGGUAGUUGUUGGAACCUUAAUGGAUCAUAUUUUCCAGCUAUGCAAUGUGGUUAUUCGACAGAGAAUGAGAGUUCAGAGUUUCAAUUCAUAAAUGAUUAUCCUCCUUAUACAACAUGGGGGCUAGAAAAUGGCAUUUGCUUUGGUUCUGAUGAAGCAGAAUGUAGCAGCCAUUCUCCUUUCCUCAAUUCUGCCCUGGAUAUAUCCAACAGUGAGAAACCGAAAGCGGUGUGGCAGAAGAUUCGGGUUGCUCUAUGGGUCUUAUCAGUGAGAAGGGAUGCAGCUGCCAAAAAGAAAGCAAAGCUGUUUUGCUAUGACUAUUAGACUGCUGUUUUAUUUCCUUUGUUGGGUACUAGAUAGAAUAUGCCUAAGAGCCUAGGAUACAAGUUCCCUAGAUUUCUUAGAAUUGUGAA